Messenger RNA from Cryptomeria japonica (Japanese cedar), 1743 nucleotides. RefSeq names its product eukaryotic initiation factor 4A-1. The transcript is spliced from 5 exons. Bases 342 to 1451 code for a protein of 369 amino acids. Lineage: Eukaryota; Viridiplantae; Streptophyta; Pinopsida; Cupressales; Cupressaceae. The record is from RefSeq and is a predicted model, not a curated record. Gene Ontology annotation, molecular function: RNA binding; RNA helicase activity; ATP binding.
AAAAAGUUCUGGAUCAAGGGUUUUACAGAGUAAAUUUUGACUAAAAUUUGAAGAUGGCGGGCAUGGAUCAAGCCGGGGGUAAUUUUGAUGCAAAGAACUAUGACAAAAACAUGCAGAAUGUUUUGUCUCAUCAGAAACUACAGGAAAUCUUUGGAGUGAUCGGCAUUGAAACUUUCCCAUGCAACACCUGAGUAACUGAGUUAAAACGCCACCACAGUUUUCUGGAUUUGUUCUUUGGAGGCUCUUCGUAUCAAUUUUCUUUGAAAGACUUAAGCAGACAGAGCCUUGGAGGCGAGGAACUUUAUUCUACUUGGGAAGAAGUUCAUGAUACUUUUGACUCUAUGGGUCUUCAAGAAAAUUUGUUGCGAGGAAUUUAUGCUUAUGGUUUUGAGAAACCAUCUGCUAUUCAGCAGAGAGGUAUUGUUCCUUUUUGCCAAGGCCUUGAUGUUAUCCAACAAGCACAAUCAGGAACAGGAAAGACUGCAACAUUUUGUUCAGGAAUUCUACAACAGCUGGACUACAAUCUCCAGGAUUGCCAGGCACUAGUUUUGGCACCAACUCGGGAACUGGCACAACAAAUAGAAAAAGUUAUGAGGGCACUUGGUGAUUAUCUACAAGUAAAAGUGCAUGCUUGUGUUGGAGGAACAAGCAUCCGGGAGGACCUCCGUAUUCUCCAAUCUGGUGUUCAUGUUGUUGUGGGGACACCUGGCAGGGUUUAUGACAUGCUCCGUCGCCGUGCCCUGCGCUCUGAUUAUAUUAAAAUGUUUGUUCUUGAUGAAGCAGAUGAAAUGUUGUCACGUGGAUUCAAAGAUCAGAUAUAUGAUAUUUUCCAGUUGCUUCCUCAAAACCUCCAAGUUGGUGUUUUCUCUGCUACAAUGCCUCCCGAAGCCCUGGAGAUUACAAGGAAGUUCAUGAAUAAUCCAGUCCGGAUUCUUGUGAAGAGAGAUGAACUUACUCUAGAGGGUAUUAAACAGUUCUAUGUCAAUGUGGACAAAGAGGAAUAUAAGCUUGACACAUUGUGUGAUUUGUAUGAAACACUAGCAAUAACACAGAGUGUGAUUUUUAUCAAUACCAGGAGAAAGGUUGAUUGGCUCACAGACCAAAUGAGAGCUCGUGAUCACACAGUGUCGGCAACGCAUGGUGAUAUGGAUCAGAAUACUAGAGACAUCAUUAUGAGAGAAUUUAGAUCUGGUUCUUCCAGAGUGCUGAUUACAACUGACCUUUUGGCCCGAGGUAUUGAUGUGCAACAAGUUUCUCUUGUCAUCAAUUAUGACUUGCCAACACAACCAGAAAACUAUCUCCACCGUAUAGGUCGUAGUGGAAGAUUUGGUAGGAAGGGUGUGGCAAUAAACUUUGUCACCCGGGACGAUGAGAGAAUGCUUCAGGAUAUACAAAGAUUCUACAAUGUGGUAGUUGAAGAACUGCCAUCAAAUGUUGCAGAUUUGAUAUAAGAUGCUGCAGGUGAUGUAAAUUUGUGUUAUGUUGUAAGGACUUUUGGGAACUUAAAGUUGGGAGGAUCUGUUUAGUGUGUGGAAUUAUCAGUAUUUCUGGGGCCUUAUUAACUGAACGUUUUUGUAAUAACUAAUAUCUGAUGAGGGAGAUCCUAUGUAAUCUAUUUACUUUCCCUCAAUGUUUUUUUUAUGUUAAUACUCAUAACACGAGUGAUGUGUCACGAAUACUUAUAAAAUUCUAUGUAUUGUACCAGUUAAAAUGUGAAUUUUAAACGAAUGUCCAUCAUCUCAA